GUCCGGAGGUGUCCGCGGGCGGGGCGGCACGUACGGCGUGCGUGGUCGUCGCGCCACUCGACAUUGCAUUGUUUUUACUAUGCACAUCAUUGUUUAAAACCGUUCUUAUCAAAUCAAUACGAUUUAGGAGUGAUAUAACACGGCCUACGCUUCGUUUAAAGCGAGAUAACGACAAGUGUUCGAACAAAUCAGUGACAAUAAAGCAUUUUAUCUACAGCUACUUGCUGGUGGCUUAUUGACAUGUGAAAUUCAUAAUCGGCCCAUUCAUAGGAGGAAUCGGUCCGAGAGUUUGUUAUUGGAUUUUUACUCGUGUAAGUGAUCUUUGUGGUGAAGCAAAGGAUGCAAAUCAAUAAUCGAGUGGAAACCCAGCUGCGAACCGAGAGCUCGUGCUGUGCGGUUUAAUACUCACUUGCAUAUUGCUUGCCACUGGAUCUGGAUAUUGUCGACAGUUUAACCUACGUUAUACAACUCACAAACACAUACUUGAAUUGGUAUAUUGAAGACUGAAUUUCACCUGGCCUUGCUUAACGCAGUCUAUUUUUGACACUCGGUGAGUUCCUGUUCUCUUCGUGAUGUUGCGACCCGACGAGAGCGUGAGAUAGCCGCCUCGUGCGGCGGCGCAGCAUGGGUGCGAACAUGGGCAAGAACUCGAGCCUGCUCGAUGCGCUGCCUUCCGCGCAAGGCACGCUGCACGUCGUCAUGCUAGGCCUCGACUCCGCCGGCAAGACCACUGCGCUCUACCGGCUAAAGUUCGACCAGUACCUCAACACGGUGCCGACUAUCGGAUUUAACUGCGAAAAGGUUAAAGGCACCAUAGGAAAGUCCAAAGGAGUAAAUUUCCUCGUCUGGGACGUCGGAGGCCAGGAGAAACUCCGACCGCUGUGGAAGUCGUACACGCGAUGCACGGAUGGCAUUAUAUUCGUGCUCGACUCGGUCGACGUAGAGCGUAUGGAAGAAGCCAAAAUGGAGCUGAUACGGACGGCGAAGUCGCCGGACAACACGGGCGUGCCGAUCUUGGUGUUGGCGAACAAGCAGGACCUGCCGGGGGCGAAAGAGCCACGAGAGCUGGAGAAGUUGCUGGGGCUGCAGGAGCUGGUGGCGUCGCCGCACGGCUCGCGCGACGCGCACACCUGGCACGUGCAGCCCGCCUGCGCCAUCACCGGCGAGGGCCUGCACGAAGGCCUCGACGCCCUCUACGAGAUGAUACUCAAGAGGAGAAAACUCGCUAAGCUACAGAAGAAACGCGUCAGAUAAACUGGCCGCGUGAAACUUAUGGCUACGAUUAUUAAUGUUGUGAUGUACAAUGUUAAGAUAAUGCUCAUCGUGUAGAUAUUAUUUGAUAUGUCCGAUGUGUAACACCAAAUAUUGUUUUUACUGUAGAUGAAGGAACGUCUUAUGAAAAUAUUCCAUCACAAUGUUGCUCAAGUAUAUUGAACAUUUUGAAGGAAACGAAUAUUUUGAUAAAACUAUAACUACUAGUCAUUUUCUUUUGAAAAUAGCUAGGCGGAGAAAACGAAAUAAAUUAAUUAUACUGUCAGUCGGUCUACUAGAUAACGGCCACGGUUUAACAACCGAACGAAGGAAUCUUGAGACCUAUGAUACUACCUUUCAGAAUAUUAAUACAUGCCUGGGAUUUAGUAGGUACCCAAUAUUUUUCAUCGCCAUUUUAUUGGUUCGCGUUUAUAUUUGAAUCGUAAUCAUUGUAAUAAAAUUGAUCCCGUUUCAACUCAAAACUAGUUAUUAUUUUUGGUUGGAAUUAAACCAAACGCUCAUUAUUAUUAUUUAAUUUGCAUGAAACUCAACAAAUUCCACAUACAUUGAUCCAUGAUUGUUUCCACAGACGAGCUGCAGACCUUGAAUUAAAUAUAUCUAUAGUGCAAUAUUUAUAAAUAGUAGUUACACGUAAUCUCUAGAAUUCGUAGAAUAUUUCCCUAUUACAGCUUUUCAGCAAACAAAUAACUCUUGAAUUCUUGAACCUUUCGAUCCCAAAAUGAUAUGAUCUUCCAGUAGGACAGCUCAGCGACCUAGUUGCGAAUAUAGCGGAAACAUGAAAAGGGCAAUCAAGCAAUACGCGAUACCUACUAAAAUAAUAAUUAUCUGUCAAGACCGUAACGGCUCUGAACUCUUUGAAGUUUCACUGUUUUCGUGUAGACAUAAUUAAUAUAAUUAUUCAUUACUUAUCAUGGAAAUGAGAUGUUUGAGUAUAACUUUUUAAAAGAGGCUUUUAAUGUUUCUAUGUCGAGAGUCUUCUCUAUGUAUAUAUGAUGUAAAUAAACGAAUUUGGAGGAUAAUAUAACGAAAUUUACAUGAGUAGAUAAGUAUUGCGUUGUAAAAUAAGCAUUUUAACGUUUGCGCAUUUAGUUUAAGGAACGUCUAAAUAAAUAAUGUUAAUACAUUUGGCCUGUUUUGUAACUUGUAGCUACAUCGACCCACCGGCCGAAUUUUUAUCUGGAGUUAAAAUUAAGUGACAAUCUUGUGGGCCUUGUCAUAAUGCACAAAUUUUUACAGUGUACAUUUUGCUUCAUGGCCAUUCUUCUUGAGCACACAUAAUUUACUGCUAUUUUUUUCUAAAAGCAACUGCUGUGAAAGAAAACUGCACAAAACACACGGAUUAAAUUUCAAUUUAACCUUUUGGACGCCAAUGACCGAUAUAUCCGCACCGCAGGUUCAACGCCAAAUACCGAUUAAUCGGUCACAGACCACAGAGCAACAUAGACCUACGUGCAUAUGCAUAAAGUUCAAUUUCAGGUUUGACACGUCGGUGACGUGGCGUCCGCGUGACAGCUUUUGUGUUUGACACGGCGUCGAAAAGGUUAAGAGUCGUAGAUACGAAAAUUAAGACACCACCGCGAUAUUGUGUGUCGCCCUAGUCUAAAAUUGGCGCAGCAUUGUCAGCUCUAUUUAGUUAGUAUUUAGAAAACCGCAGUUUUUGCUGUCACACAGCCAGGUUAAUAAAUAUGGCCAAACAUGCCCGCCACGAUCCCUAUUUCAGAUACUUGACAAUUUCCACCUGAUACUGACCAUAGUGAUCAUGCAUUCAACAUUUCUGGGUCGACAAGUAUCGCUGGUCACAAGAUAUCAUCAAUUCACUGCCUGCCUGACCCAGAAAUAUAACGCCAAUUAAAUUAUCAGAUGACAAUUGCCAAUCUAGUGAAAUACGGGUCUGGUCUGGUGCUUUGUAUACACUGGCUAUUUGGAAGCAAGUGAAGGAGAAAUAGCUAUACCUCGGUCUUCGGUCAUUUAAAAGCUUUAAUGAUAUUUAACUCUACAUAUUGUAUAAUUUUUCGCCGUUGUAUUGUACCCUGCUAACUUAACAAACGCAAAAUUUAUAGUUAUGUUAUACAACUUACGCUGCUUAAUAAGGAAUUCAUAUAAUUUAAUUUAUUUAUGGAGUGAUUUAUAUUAAGGUUAACAUAACAAUUAGUUUAGGUCUUGCGGAUUGCAUUGAUGUAAAGCUUUUACCAAGUUUCGUUAGUCAUCAUUGUAAAUAUGUAAAUUCCAAGUAGUUAUUCGUCAAUACCAAGAAACCAAACAUUUUUAUGAGUAGGUAAUGUACAUUUUGUUAUUUAAAGUGAUUUGUUUUAUUAUAUUAUCGAUCUAUAUUAUAUCCAAUUGUAUUUUGUUUGAUGGUGGAAUUAAUAGGCUAUUAUUAUGUAGGUUGUUUUCGUAUUGAUUCCCCGUAAAUAAAAUCUGUUUUCAAUAAA
This is a messenger RNA of Cydia splendana, 3704 nucleotides long. RefSeq names its product ADP-ribosylation factor-like protein 4C (gene Arl4). NCBI's taxonomy places the organism in Eukaryota, Metazoa, Arthropoda, Insecta, Lepidoptera, Tortricidae. Bases 625 to 1254 code for a protein of 209 amino acids. The transcript has 4 exons. Gene Ontology annotation, biological process: intracellular protein transport; vesicle-mediated transport. Gene Ontology annotation, cellular component: cytoplasm; plasma membrane. The record is from RefSeq and is a predicted model, not a curated record. Gene Ontology annotation, molecular function: GTP binding; GTPase activity.